This is a messenger RNA of Branchiostoma floridae (Florida lancelet), 1984 nucleotides long. RefSeq names its product rRNA methyltransferase 3, mitochondrial-like. Gene Ontology annotation, molecular function: RNA methyltransferase activity; RNA binding. Lineage: Eukaryota; Metazoa; Chordata; Leptocardii; Amphioxiformes; Branchiostomatidae. The record is from RefSeq and is a predicted model, not a curated record. Gene Ontology annotation, biological process: RNA processing. The transcript has 5 exons. Bases 52 to 1392 code for a protein of 446 amino acids.
UCACAGGGCUGGAAAGCUCCGUAUUUCCCACUAUGCUUUGUAAUAUCCAAGAUGGCAGCCCACAUGUGCAGAAAAUUCGUCUGUCUGGGAAAAACUUUGCUUGAUUUCCCCAAACAGCAAGCUUUCCCUGUUCUGACGUUCCAGAGGGGAUCGAGACAGUGGUUACGAAGACGUGCUGUAAACGUUUAUUCUCAAGAGGAAUACAGAAAAGACCAGAAAGGGGAGAAAGUCGAAAGUGAAGACGACCACGGGGGGUAUGAAAGGACACCAAGUUCACAACCGAGCAAAAAGACUUCUUAUACCGCAUCCUACCCUCACGUACCGCCGCCACUGGACAGGGCUUCGUCUGGUUCUGUUCAGGGGAAAACUUAUGUGAAACUCAACGAUAAUGACAAGAAAUUAGGAAAGCUUCUUGCAACUGUCAAAUCCAAAAAGAGAAGAGACAAGGAGGGCCUUAUACUUCUAGAGGGAAAGAGACUCAUAAAGGAUGCCAUAAAAGCAGGAGGAAUCCUGGAGUCGUUGUUUUUCUGCCAUGUGGAGGAUUUGGAAGGUUUGCCUCUCCAGGAGACAACUGCAGAACUCUACAAGGUCAAACACAAGGACAUCCUGGACUGGUCAGACACUGUGACCCCACAGAAGGUCAUAGCCAUAUUUACCAGACCGGAUGUGAACAGACUGUACACCCCUGAGUAUGCUGAUGCUGAGCUGCUGCCCCUGACCCUGAUCUGUGACAACAUCCGUGACCCGGGGAACAUGGGUACCAUCAUCAGGUCAGCUGCUGCUGCCGGCUGUCAGAAACUCCUGGUCACAAAAGGUUGUGUGGAUGUCUGGGAGAGCAAGGUUCUCCGAGCAGGAGCCAGUGCCCACUUCCACCUCCCCAUUAUCAAGGACCUCACCUGGGACCUCAUACCAAACUACCUGGAACCCGACACUGUCGUGUUUCCCGCGGACGCAAACGUGGACGUCAACAACAAGUUCACACUCUUCCACCCACCCUUGAGCAAUGUUAGACGAUCCGUCGCUGCAAGACGGAGACAGACUGAAGACCCGGACACAAGCGGGGACGAGGAUUUCAGACACGACCUCCCCACCUCCCUGCCGGAGCUAGUUGCAGUACCGUACUACAGCACCCACUGGGUAGGGGGCAGCACUGCACUAGUGGUGGGUGGUGAGACGGAGGGCCUGAGUCUGGAGUCCCUGCUUCUGUGUGAGAAGACAGGAGGGUGCCGUGUGUUCGUGCCCAUGCUGAGGAACCUGGACAGCCUGAACUCAGCUGUGGCGGCCAGCGUGGUGCUGUUCGAGGCUAAGAGACAGCACCUGGCACAGCUGACCAGUGGGAGGGUAGAGGGGGCAGCAAAAACAGCAAGGAGAGGUGUUCAGCCUGAAGAAUGAAAGUGAAAGUGAAGAAAGUGAAAGUAAAAGUGGUCUAGAUUCUGUUGAUACUCUUCAGCUGGUGACAGAGAUGACAAAUGCUAUGUUCAGGUUUAUGUACUGGCAAGUGCUCCUUAUCCUAUGUUUUUUUGACAAGUACAAGGGAUAGUCCAACUACGAUCCUAUCCUAAGAGACAGCACCUGGCACAGCUGACCAGCAGGAGGGUAGAGGGGGCAGCGAGGAGAGCAAGGAGGGGGGUUCAGUCUGAGGAAUGAAAGUGAAAAAUGAAAGUAAAAGUCUGGUUGUGAAGGGGGUGACCGAUGUUAUGUACAGUCUUUACAGGUUCAUUGUACUGGGAAAUGCUCCUAUUCUUUUUGACAAGUACAAGCAAUAGUCGACAACAAUCCUGUCCCAAGAACUGCAGUAGUGUCUAGUGUGCAUGCCGGGUGAUCAAUGGCUAAAAAUGUCCUUCUUGAGAUAAACAAAAAUUUUGCAAGGGUAUAAGCAAUGUUUGGGUAUGAAUUGUUUUUUUGUUAACCAGACUUUGCACAAACCUCUGCUUGCAUAUUAACUUCAGCAAAAAUAUGUAUUUACAAUAUGUUUUCAUACAUU